Phragmites australis (common reed) is the source of this 2418-nucleotide messenger RNA. RefSeq names its product ABC transporter G family member 23. Gene Ontology annotation, cellular component: membrane. Bases 249 to 2213 code for a protein of 654 amino acids. Gene Ontology annotation, molecular function: ABC-type transporter activity; ATP binding; ATP hydrolysis activity. NCBI's taxonomy places the organism in Eukaryota, Viridiplantae, Streptophyta, Magnoliopsida, Poales, Poaceae. The record is from RefSeq and is a predicted model, not a curated record. The transcript has a single exon.
GAGUGGGUUUUCUGCUCACCAUUUGGUCACCCAACACGAAGUGCGUUCUCCGAUCCUCACUCUGUCUGAGUUGCGUGAUGGGGCAGAGCGGAUCUUGCAGUGCGCCAUUGGCAAGUUAGUGGUGGUGUGCCGUGAGGAUGCAUGCAUGGGGUGCAUAACACGUUCAAGAAAGGCUGUUGGUGAGCUAGUAUUUGUUGAGCUGCUUCGCGCCCUCCUCUUCUGCUCAGCUCAGAGGCGCAGGGAGAGCCAUGGAGGACCUGUCGUCGGAGCUGGACCCGGCGCUGCUCAUGUCGACGUCGACGUCCUCCUCGUCGCCGCCGGACUCGUCCUCGCCGUCCCUCUCCUUCUACCACCCGUCCCCUCCCCACUACACCCUCGCCGUCAGAAACCUCUCCUGCCCCGCCCCUCGCCGCGCAUCCACGUGCACCGCCCUCCUACCGUUCUUGUCCUCUGCUUCACCGGCCCCCGCCGACGAUGCCAGCGUGGGCCUACUCAAAUCCGUGUCCUUCACGGCCUCCAGCUCCAACAUCCUUGCCGUCGUUGGACCCAGCGGCGCGGGCAAGUCGACGCUCCUCCGCAUCCUCUCCGGCCGCGGCACGGGCUCCGAGAUCGCCAAGCCGGGCACGGUGUCCAUCAACGGCCGCACCGUCACCUCCCGUGCGCAGCUGCGCCGGCUGUGCGGGUUCGUCACGCAGGACGACAACCUCCUCCCGCUGCUCACCGUCCGCGAGACCAUCCUCUUCGCCGCACGGUUCAGGCUCCGCGGCGCCGCGAACGCCGAGGAUCGCAGCGAGCGCGUGGAGGCGCUCAUGCGGGAUCUGCGCCUGUCCGAGGUGGCGGACAGCUACGUCGGCGGCGGCGACGGGUGCGGGGCGUCGGCGGCCCGCGGGGUGUCCGGCGGCGAGAGGAAGCGGGUCUCCAUCGCGGUGGACAUCGUGCACAACCCACCGGUGCUGCUGCUGGACGAGCCCACGUCGGGGCUGGACAGCCGGUCGGCCAUGGACGUCCUGCAGCUGCUGCACGACGUGUCCAGCGCGCGGCGGCAGGUGGUGGUGCUCAGCAUUCACCAGCCCAGCUACCGCAUGCUCGGUUACAUCUCCUCGCUGCUGCUUCUCUCCCGCGGCGCCGUCGCGCACUUCGGCACGCUCAAGUCGCUCGAGGACGCCGUGGCGCGCCUGGGCCACAAGAUCCCUAUGCAGCUCAACCCUCUCGAGCUCGCCAUGGAGGUCACCGGCGAGCUCAAGGAGGACCACGCCAGGUUUGCCGCGCACAAUGAUCAUCACGACGAGGAGGAGGAGGUAAGCCUUGUCAACGGCAGACGCGGCGGCCUCGACGUCCCAGAUCACGGUUACUGCAGCCGCUUCACGGAGGUGUCAGCGCUGACCGUGCGCUGCUGGCGCACCAUGUACCGCACGCGCGAGCUCUUCGCAGCCCGCGCGGCGCAGGCCGUGGUGGGUGGCCUCGGCCUGGGCAGCGUCUACUUCCGCCUCAGCCCGGACAACCCCGACGGCGUGGCGCUCCGACUGGGCCUCUUCGCCUUCACCCUCAGCUUCCUCCUCUCGUCCACCGUGGAGGCCCUGCCCAUCCUCCUCCACGAGCGCCGCGUGCUCAUGCGGGAGGCCUCCCGCCGCGCGUACCGCCUCUCCUCCUACGUGGUCGCCAACGCGCUCGUCUUCGCGCCGUGCCUCCUCGCCGUGUCCGUUCUCUUCUCGGUGCCCCUCUACUGGCUCGCCGGCCUCCGCGCGACGCCACUCGUCGCCUUCGCCUUCUUCGUUCUCGCCGUCUGGCUCAUCAUGCUCAUGGCCAGCUCCCUGGUGCUCUUCCUCAGCGCGUUGUCACCGGACUUCGUUCUUGGGAACGCCCUCAUCUGCGUGUUCCUGGGCGUGUUCUUCCUCUUCUCCGGCUACUUCAUCCCGAAGGCUAGCAUCCCGAGGUACUGGGCGUUCAUGUACUACGUGUCCAUGUACAGGUACCCGCUGGACUUGCUGCUCAUCAAUGAGUACGGGGGCAGCGCCAGGGACAAAUGCGUGGCAUGGAUGGGAGGAAACGCCAUGGGCGUGUGCUUGAGGACCGGCGGCGACGUGCUCAGGGACAGAGGGAUCAACGAGGGGAUGAAAUGGGUCAACGUCGGGGUCAUGCUGGGGUUCUUCCUGCUGUACAGGGUCAUGUGCUGGGUUGUGCUCGUCAGGAGGGCCUCCAAGACCACCCUCUGACAGCAAACAUGUCUUCUAUUUGGAGGGGACGAGAUGGUUCAUUAAAUUGGUUCAUGUGAUAUGUAUGACCUGUUGUAUUUUUUCAUUUCAUUUUGGGCUUUUUAGUGGUGUUAAUGUAGGAAUGUAACUAUAAUUUGCGCUCUAUGUGAAAUAUGUAUGUUUCUUCUGUAACAAACCUCUUUUCAUCGGUAAUGAUAUGUUCGAG